Molecule: messenger RNA, 3130 nt
Organism: Dermatophagoides pteronyssinus (European house dust mite)
Lineage: Eukaryota; Metazoa; Arthropoda; Arachnida; Sarcoptiformes; Pyroglyphidae
Cellular component (GO): cytoplasm
Molecular function (GO): guanyl-nucleotide exchange factor activity
Source: RefSeq, a predicted model, not a curated record
UACAAUAACUCAAUUGUCAUCGAAUGUAUCCUGACACACACAUACACAUAACAAUAGAUCAACAUUGGCAUCCCGAUCAUCAUCCUCAUCAUUUUUCAAGUUAUAUCCAUAGUAACAUUUACUAUUUUGUUUUGUUUUGAGGAAACAAACAUUCAAAACUUGUUGUCAAAAUCUUUGUGUUUUUCUUUCUAUUUCUCUCUAUCGAUUGUGUGUGUGUCUUAGAUAAACAAACAAAACAAAAUCAAAAUGAAAAUAUUAAUGCGAACAAUCAUAUUAUUCAUAUUACAAUUAAUAUUAUGGAUUCUUAAUAUUUAUCAAAAAAUUUUCAUAGAUAUUCCGAAUCAAAUUUCGAAAACCGAGCCAUGUGAUACGACAAUAUCCAGUAACAACGAUGAUGAUAAAAAAGAUGUGGUGAAUGAUGAUGAUGAUGAUGAUGAAAUUGAAGAAAAAAUUUCCAAAAAUAAGGCAAUAAAGCAAUCAUCGAUUGAAAGCAAAUCAAUAAUUGAUUGUGACAUUUUAAUAUCACCAGAAGAAUUGAUCAACAACAACAACAACAACGAUGAUGAUGAUAAUAUUGAAGACAAUGAAAUGGCUUCGAUCACCACCAACAACUUAGUUCAAAAUGAUGAUCAUCAAGUUGAAAAAUCAUCAAUAUCAACACCACCAUCAUCUAGUCUACAUAGAUUAUGUAAUAUGUUUCAGGAUAUGAUUGAUCAAUUAAAAAAAACUGAAAUUCAUGAUUCGGAACUAUUAAAUGACAAUAAUAACAUAAUUGAUGAUUAUGAUAAUGAUAAUAAUGAUGUUAAACAAACAUUUCUACAUCCAAUAUCCUAUGAUGAUGACCAUGAUAUGGAUGAUGAUGAUGAUUUUGACCAUGAUGAUGAUAAUAAACAAACAAUCAUUGAGCAAUCUGAAUUACAAAAACCAUCCACUAAACAACAAAAACGAAAACGAAUCGUUAGUCCAACCGUAUCAAUUGUUUUACAUGUUUAUCAUCGUUCUGGUAUACGUGGACAUCGUAUGGGAAGAUGUGUUCGUUAUUAUCGUAUCAAAUCAAAAAAUGCAAAACAAUUUAUUCGACAAAUUGAAAUGAAAAUAAUGAAAAAACAACGUAUGACAAAAAGAAAUUUGAUUCCAAAACAACAAUCAAAAUUCGAACAAACAUCGAUUGUUGAUGAAACGAAUUUAGAAAAUCGAAAUAAAAGAUCACAAUCAACAGGUGAUGUAUUGAUUCAUUCACAACUUUGUCGUUUGACAGAUAAUCGUGCACAUAGUUUAACAUUGGAUGAUAUGGAAAUUUUUGAAACAUCCAAACCAAUACAAGAAGAUCAACAAAUUGAACAACAACAACAACAGUUAAACGAUAAUAAUCAAAAACAAAAAGAUACGGAUACUGAUUCUACCGCUGAUAAUGAUAAUGAUGAUGAUAAUUUUUUUCAAACAACAAAUGAUUUGAAUAAAAAACUACCAUUACGAUCAUCAUGGAGACGAAAAAAUUUCUAUAAACGACGUGAAUCAUUAGAUGAAUAUUUACAACGUAAAGUUUUUAAAAUUGACCAAACAAAUAUUGAUCAAUCAUCAUCAUCAUCAUCAACAACAACAACAACAGCAACAUCAUCAUCAUCAUCAUUAAUGAUGGAUAAUAAUCGAAUAUUAAAAUUUCAAUCAAAUAAUCCAUGGUUAAAUUAUAUUAAAACAUGUGGACGAAAAAUUACCUGGCAAUCAUUAACAAAUGAACAGAUUUUAAUGUAUGAAUCAAUGUUUGAAUUGAUUGUAACGGAAAAAUCCUAUCUAGUGCGAUUGGAAAAUUUAAUCAGCCUUUUGAAAAGAAUGCCCGAAUUAGCCGAAAUAUUAUCAUCAUAUGAUCAGAAAAUUUUAUUUGGAAAUCUUCAACCAUUGUUCAAUAUUAAUCAAUCAUUAUAUAAUGAUUUUGCUAGAUCAUUUCAUGAAGAUUGUUUUAUGCAUCAUAUGUUUGUUGUAUUUGAAAAAUAUUUUAAUGAAAAAUUUGAACCAUAUAUUGAAUAUAUACGUGGACAAAAUGAACGUGAUCAAGUAAUGGCAAAUAAAAAAUUAGCAUUAGCUAUACCGAAAGAUAUUAAAAUGAUGCAAUCAUCAUUUAUAACACCAAUGCAACGUAUUACACGUUAUCCAUUAUUAUUGAAAACUAUUUUGGAUCGAAUGAAAAAAUUGGAAACAAAAAAAUCAAAUAAUGAUGAACAACUAAAUGAAUUGAAAAAUAAUGUACAAAAAUGUUUUGAAUCAGCAACAAAAUUUUCAAUGCGUUGUGAUAAUGCAUUAAAUGAAUUGUUUAAAUUACAAAAAUUAAUUGAAUUUCGUAAAAAAUUAACAGGAAAUUUUGCUCAUCUAAAAGAUAAUCUUGUUAUUAGUGGUCGUGAAAUUUAUCGUCAAGCAUCGAUUAAAAUUAUUAAACAUAUUUGUUUAUUAUCGAAUGAUGAAUUUAAAGAUGUCAGAACACAUCAUUCAAUGUUGAUUUUAUUGACUGAUUUAUUGAUGUUGGCCGAUUAUAAACAACGAAAAGAUAAAUACAAAGUAAUUGAAUGUGAACGAUUAGAUCGUGUUGAAUUUAGUUGUGGAUCAUUAGUAACAUCAUUAUCAAAUGAUGAUUCUGGUUCAGCAACAUUGAAUACGAUAAAAUUUUUAAAAUCCAAUCAAACUGAUGUUUAUCAAUUUGUUUUUGCACUCAGUGAUGAACUUGAACAAUUUUUCAAUAAAUUUAAAGAACUCAAAUUCAAUUUAUUAUUGAUCAAUCAACAACAGCUACAACAACCACAACAAUUACAACAACAACAACAACAGCCACAACGAUCAUUAUCAUUACAAUCAACAACCAUAACUGAUGACAGUCAUCGACAAAAUCAUCAACAAAAACCUAAUCAUAAAUUAAUAAUUUCGGAUGAAAAUGGAAAAAUAUCUUGCAAAAAUCUUAUUGUUUGUCCAAUAAAUUCAUUACCAAUAAAUGUUGAAAAUAAUGAAAAUGGUCAUCAUGAUAAUAGUGGUGAUGAUGACAAAGAUGUCAAAGAUAAAAUAUUCAAAGCCAAAUUCAAUGCUUCAUUUUGAUAUAUAAUUUUAUUUUUGUUUCUGACUUUUUUUUUGUUUUGUAAAUAUCAUG